Molecule: messenger RNA, 4031 nt
Organism: Coccinella septempunctata (seven-spotted ladybird)
Lineage: Eukaryota; Metazoa; Arthropoda; Insecta; Coleoptera; Coccinellidae
Gene: Glg1
Product: Golgi apparatus protein 1
Exons: 8
Coding region: 162-3368 (1068 amino acids)
Cellular component (GO): Golgi membrane
Molecular function (GO): fibroblast growth factor binding
Source: RefSeq, a predicted model, not a curated record
UAUAGAUAGAGGUUGAUGUGCCGGAUUCCUUGUUCUUGUAUUUGAAACUUCUGGUUGUGAAAUGUGAUAAAAAAAUAUAACGAAAGAUUUGUUUUAUUUUAGUAAUCCACAAAAUAUAGAGUUUGGUCUCAUAGUUUAUCGAAUUUAUUGAAAUUUCAACAAUGUUGUUCUAUAUUUUUAUUUUAUUAUACGCUGUUUCUACAUCAUUUGGCAGAAAAUUUAUACUGGAAGAACCCUCUUGUUCUCAGCUUUUAAAAUAUUGUGAUAGUAACAAUAUCAACCAAAACUUAAUCAGUGAUAUAGACACUCUAGAAUGUGUACAAAAUUUGAGCCCAGUUCAAUUAGUAAAUUUGACCAUGGAGUGCCAACACAUAAUAUGGAAUCAUGGAAGAGAACUUAUUACUAAUGAGAAUGUAUUUCAUUUACUAGAACCUCAUUGUACUAAAGAUUUACCUCAAUUGAAUUGUAAGUGGAGGGAAGAUGCCUUUUAUCUGAAAUGCAUUGUAGACAAUAAGGAGAACAUUCAUGGGGAAGAUUGUUCGAAAGCUGUUGACCAUUUGGAAAAUAUGGUAUUUCAAGAUUUCCGACUGCUACCAUCAUUUUUGAAAGAAUGUACAGAUGAUAUUGAAAAACUUAAAUGUGGUCGACUAGACUCGUACAGUGCAUCUCAAACUCAAACAGUUGUAUGUCUUCAGAUUAAUAUUCAGAAUAUUAGUAAUUCGUGCAAAAGAGAAGUGCUUAAUUUGGCUGAAAUCCAAGCUAAUAAUAUCAAAAUGGACCACGAGUUGUAUGCAGCUUGUAAAGAAGAUCAUUUGAGGUACUGUUCACAGUUUAUUGCAGGAGGUGGAAGAGUUUUUCAAUGUUUGAUGCAACAAGACCAAGAUAAACUCUCCUCGUUAUGCAUUGCUAAUUUAUUUAGGAGGCAAAAAUUAAUAUCUCAAGAUUAUAAAAUCAGCAAAGGCCUUAUGAGGGCUUGUAGGGAAGAUAUAAGGCGCACACAUUGUCGUAAACAAACAUCUAACGACAAAACUAUCAGGCUUGCCCAGAUACUUUUGUGCUUAGAGGGCGUUCUCAAAAAUGGUAGUAAGGUGGAUCAUGACUGUGAAAAAGAAAUGUUGGAGCAUAGAAAAAUGUUGAUGACUGAUUAUCGGCUAUCGCCAGAAAUAGUUACAGAUUGCAAAUUAGAAAUCAAAACAUUGUGUUUUGGUGUUGAAGUUGGGGGCAAGACUAUACAUUGCCUGAUGGAAAACGCUAGAUUAUCCAAACACAACAAAAGGAAAAUUUCAGAUACCUGUAUGAGAGCUUUGGAGUCGUUAGUGAGAGAAACAGAUGCAGGUGAAGAUUGGAGGGUAGACCCUGUUUUGUACCAAGCUUGUUAUCCAGUAGUACAAACUUUAUGUAGAAAUAUUAAUGGCGGAGAUGCUAGGGUUAUGUCAUGUCUUAUGGAUAACAUUGGCGAUGAACAUAUGUUAGAUGCAUGCGAAGAUGCUUUGAUGCAAAUUCAGUAUUUUGUUGCAAGAGAUUUCAAAUUAGAUCCUCAGUUGUAUAGGGCUUGUAAAGAUCAUGCCAUCAAUGUCUGCCACGCUAGUAGAACUUGGGCAACUGAAAUCAACCCUUCACUUGAUAGUCAAGUCUUACCUUGUCUUUACAGAUAUGCUUACUUGGAAGACAGUGAAAACCUUCAGCUGAACAAAAACUGUUUACAAGAGGUGAAAAGGGUAAUGAGGCAGAGAGCUCAAAGUGUCGAUUUAUACCCAGAAAUAGAAGAACCAUGUUUGGAAGAUCUGUCAGAGUUCUGUUUCGAUAAAACAAAAAAGGGAGAAGAAAUGAUGUGCCUUCAGAAGAACUUGGAUAACCUUUCUCAAAGGUGCCAGAAGGCAGUGGAAACGUUCACUGAAAUAGAAGGCAGGAACGUUGAACUGAACCAUUACAUCAUGACUCACUGCAGAUACCAAUUGAAACAGUUGUGCGAUUUCAAGAAGGAUGAAGGUGAGAAGAUGGACUGCCUCAUUGCUCACAAAAACGACCCCGUCAUAAAGGAGAAACCGGCUUGUAGAGCCAGUAUAGAACACUUUCAAAUAAUCUCUUUGAAAAAUUACAAGUACUCCUACAAGUUUAAGGCAGCUUGUAAGAAACACGCUAUAAGGUUUUGUCCGAAUCCAAAAUCUUUUGUGGAUGUCAUCAGGUGUUUGAGUGAAAAAAUCACCAAUGAUACGAUUAGAGGUGAAAGAAGCGUGAUUCCCAAGGAAUGCAGGCAGCAGGUGAAGGCGCAAUUGUUCCAGCAGAGGGAAAAUAUAAAUUUCAAUCCGAAGCUGAAGGCAGCUUGCGAACAAGACAUUCAGUCUUUUUGCUCGCAUGUUGAACAUGGAAAUGCGCAGGUUCUGGAAUGUCUUCAGUCAGUUUUCAAAAAAUUGUCGGAUAAGUGCGAAAAGGAAGUAUUCAAGAUUAAGAAACAAGAAAUUACAGACAAUUCUGUUGACUAUGCUUUAAUGACUAUGUGUGCCGAUACCAUUAAUAUCUUUUGUCCACAUCACGAAAAAGAUAACGUACUUGAAUGUUUGAAGAAAAAUAAGGAUGAAUCUGGCUUCAGCAAGAAGUGCAGAAUCAUUGUCCUACAUAGAAUGGCAGAACAAGAUACGAAUUACAACCUAAACCCGUCUCUUCAAGAGCACUGCAAAGCGGAUAUGAAUAAAUUAUGUAAGAAGGUGGUCAAACAUGACGUGAGCUUUUAUAACAACACCAUGGAUUGCCUCAAGAAAGCUUUCAAAGAAUUCAAACUCUCUGAUAAAUGCGAGAAAGAAAUGGCUCAUAUCUUGAGGGAACAGGCUCUCGAUAUCAAUCUCAACCCCCUGUUGAGGGCAGUUUGCAAAACCGAAUUAGAUACAGUGUGUCAAGUGGAUGAACAUGAAAAUAUUGAAGAGUGUCUCAAGAAAGCGCUGAUAGCAAAGAAGAUACCAACGCCAAUGUGUCAAAAUGAAGUUGCAAAUAUGAUUGAAGAAUCUCAAGCCGAUAUUCAGGUGGAUCCGGUGUUGCAACAGGCUUGUUCGUUGGAUUUGAUAAAAUAUUGUGGGGAAAUACCCCAGGGUAAUGGUCGACAUAUAAGAUGUUUGACAAAUCUGAAAGAGAAUUCUCCGAAAAAAUUGUCGCCAGAUUGCCGGGAUAUGUUGAGCAAAAGGUUGGAGAUGUAUGAGAAUGCAGCUCAGCAUAAUCCACCGGAAAACCUCCACCAGCUUUAUUACCAAGUAGUGAGUUCACCAUCGAAGCACUAUUUCUAUUUAGUGAUAUUCAUGAUGAUUGGAUCAAUAUUUGUGGUGGGAAUCUUCUGUGGAAGGGUAUCGAGAAGAAAUAUGCAGAUUAAAAAUAAAUGAUAUAAGAGGGAUUACUUACAACGAUCCAAAAACCAAAGUUUUUAUAGAGUUUAGCAGAAAUGGAAAGAGGGCGAAUAUUUUCUUACUUCAGAAUUUUAAGAAUGUGGAAACUAUCGAAGAUGGAUUGAAUUUAUGAAUUUCUUUGGUGCAGAGCGAAAUUUGGUUGCUGAUAAUACGUACUUUUGAAGCCAGACAUGUUUUUCGAUUUAGGGAAUUUCAUAUAGAUUUAUUUGGCAUAAGUAUAAAUUUGCUUUUACUCUACAUAUAGGUGAAAUCGCUAUCCAUAAAUCCCUUUGUAAAUGAAAACAUUUCCUUCCAUAAUUCUUUCAGUUUUCUUCGUUAAGUUGCCAACCUAGUAUAAAUUAAAUAGAUCUUAGUGUAAGUCAAAUUCUCAACCAGACUCUAAGAUUAAAUCAACAUAAUUAAAGGUCAAUAAUAAUCAUGUUCACCUUAAUCAUAUUUUCUUUGAAAUAAACAUGGCCGCUAUGAGAGAUUAUGCACAUUUUCAUUACAUAAAGAGAAUUAUUCAAUUAAUUAUUACUUAUGAAGAAGACUGAUAAGAAAUUUCGAUUGUGAAAAUAACGAAUAUUUGUGUCAUAGGUGAAAAUUUAAACAAGUACUUGACUUCUGUAUAUAGAACCUAAUAAAGUUUUAUCAUAUUUA